AGAAAAGAAGGAAUAACAGUUGUGCCAUAAAAGGCCGAGGUCAUGUGCAGCUUAUGCAUUGCACCAACUGCGCCCGGUGCGUGCCCAAGGACAAGGCCAUUCAGAAGUUUGUCAUUCGAAACGUCGCAGAGGCCGCAGCCGUUAGGGACAUCUCCGAAGCCAGUGUCUUCAACGCCGACAUGCUUCCCCAGCUGUAUGUGAAGCUGCAUUACUGUGUGGGCUGUGCCGUUCACAGCAAGGUCGUCAGGAACUGUUCUCACGAAGCCUGGAAGGACUGA
This is a messenger RNA of Myotis davidii, 278 nucleotides long. RefSeq names its product 40S ribosomal protein S26-like. Gene Ontology annotation, biological process: translation. The coding region runs from base 54 to 278 and encodes 74 amino acids. The transcript has a single exon. Gene Ontology annotation, cellular component: cytosolic small ribosomal subunit; ribosome. Gene Ontology annotation, molecular function: structural constituent of ribosome; mRNA binding. Lineage: Eukaryota; Metazoa; Chordata; Mammalia; Chiroptera; Vespertilionidae. The record is from RefSeq and is a predicted model, not a curated record.